Molecule: messenger RNA, 516 nt
Organism: Suillus subaureus
Lineage: Eukaryota; Fungi; Basidiomycota; Agaricomycetes; Boletales; Suillaceae
Exons: 1
Source: RefSeq, a predicted model, not a curated record
CUCCCAGUCGGUAUCCCCACACUGCAGUCCACCAGCACGGGCAACUGGACCAAGCCAGAUAAUGUGUUUGGAAUGGAAUUUCUACUCAACACCAUCGUAUCCUGCAAAACUGCUCCUGAAUUGCGAGGGCCUAAGACUGAUCACCUUCCCAUCUUGAUCACCUUAGAACUUGAAUCCCCAAGGACCAAUGAAGAACCGUGCAGGAAUUGGCAUGGCAUAGACUGGGACACCUUCAAUAAGCAUCUCAAGCAAACCAUCUCCACCAGACCUGCUCUUCCCCUCACCUUGGUAGAGGAAUUCCAGGAGGCAGCUCAACACCUCACCCAGUUGAUCAUGUCCACCAUGGAGAUCUGUGUUCCACAUUCGAAACCCUGCCCCCAUUCCAAACACUGGUGGACAAAGCAUCUCUCUAUUCUCUGGACCCGCAUCAAGGACCUCAGUAAGAUCACCUACCAAAUGUGCGGCCUCCCCCUUCACCCUAGCCACGAAGAACUCAAAGCCAUCAAGGAACAGUAU